Messenger RNA from Rhinocladiella mackenziei CBS 650.93, 351 nucleotides. RefSeq lists its product as uncharacterized. The transcript is spliced from 2 exons. Bases 1 to 351 code for a protein of 116 amino acids. The record is from RefSeq and is a predicted model, not a curated record. Gene Ontology annotation, molecular function: transcription corepressor activity. Lineage: Eukaryota; Fungi; Ascomycota; Eurotiomycetes; Chaetothyriales; Herpotrichiellaceae.
AUGCCUAACGGGACUUUCUUUCAGUCUGCCUCUACUCCACCGCCACAGAUGACACCUUCGAGCCCUCCUCUUUCUCACACCAGCAGCACCGUCAAAGCAACCACGACAACCGCAACUUCGUCCGACCUGAUUAGCCCUAACGACGCCGCCACGAAACUCGCUGAAGCGAUUGACGACUUUUUGGGUAAUCUGGAGAAAAAGUUCAAGGGAAUCAGUGAUGAGAUAUUGACAAAACUGGACGACAUGGCGGAACGAUGUGAUCGAUUAGAGCAAGAAAUGCUGCUCAGAGAUGCGAGUGCGCUGGAGACUGUUAGGAAGACCCCGACGGGCUCGACGACUGGCUCAGCCUGA